ACCGUGUAAUUUACGCUGCAAACUUCAGACGUGAGGUCUUUCCUGGAUGAAAUACACACUACUUUGCUGUGGUUUGCAUUUUUUACUCUAAAGGAGGAUAUCAGUAGGAUCCAAAAUAAUUCCGCCAUGAGUGCGGCGGACAGGCAGGGGAGAGAUUACUUCGUUUCGAGAGAAGACUACGAUAAGAUGAUCGAAAAAGUAAAACAAUGUGAGGCCGAGAAACUCCAGGUUAUGACAGACCAGGGAAGUUUAAUGAGAGAGUUUAACAAGAGAAUGCAAGUUCAUUUAGAAGAAAUACGUUUGCUAAAAGAUGUAAAUCAGAAACUUCAGGCAGAUCUUCAAGAAUUGCGGGAUCUGACUUGCUAUUUGGACGAUGAUAGGCAGAAGUGUCGAAAACUUGCUCGCGAGUGGCAACGAUUUGGACGUUAUACGGCAUCAGUUAUGCGAAAUGAAGUAGCAAAUUAUCAAGAGAAAUUGAAAGUUUUAGAGGAUAAACAAAGUGAUCUUUCACAAGACAAUGCAGAGUUAAAAGAACUUUGUCUGUACCUUGAUCGAAAGCGGGAAUCCGUCGCUUUAGAAAACCGAACUUUCUGCACUAACUGCUCACAGCGUGUUGCGAGUAACCCGAGUUUGUCUCCAACCAAACAAAACAAUACAGGAAAUGUCGUCGAUGAUCGUAGAAAUUCUUUUUCUGAGAGACUUGAAGCGAAGUUAACGGAUAUUCAGGAAGGAACAAAUCAUGAGCGAUCGUCUUCAGAAAGGGAGAUAUCGUCCGCCUCACAUAAGGCCGAUGUCGCAAAGAAGAGAGUUUCUUUUACUUUUCCCGGAGACGUAGACACAGAUACCGAUAGUGUUCCAAGUGACACCCCACCAAGAAUUCCCAGGAGUAAUGGAAUUAAAAAUGGAAAUCAGCCAGGAAUUUUGAGAAAUGGCAUGAAACCACUUCCCAGACAGGGUGACCUUCCCUUUCCUUCACCUCAACACAUGACACCAGAAGCAGUUGCUCAGGCAAUGAAAGUUUUAGAAAUACAUGAGAAGUUAGAGCAUCCUGAUAACCCAGGUGAUUCUGAUGAACCAGCAGACAGACUGGGUGACAAUGAGGUGGAAGUCCUCAAAGAAAUGUGUAAUGUUGUGUGGAGAAAGUUAUCAGACGAGCCAGAACAGAGACAAAAUGGCACCAAUGGGCAUGAGGAGGAAGAAAUCCUUGAAGACUUGUUGUAGACUCUGUUACAGUAAUUGCUUUAAAUCUUUGUCUUGUCGACAUUUUUUCUUGAUAACAGUAGCAAAGCAGAUUAAUAUUUAUUAUUUAAUUGUGAUCAGAUAAAAUACUGUCAAACCUUUCCAUAGUAAACAUCAGUUCUUUGGACAGAA
Pocillopora damicornis (cauliflower coral) is the source of this 1371-nucleotide messenger RNA. RefSeq names its product coiled-coil domain-containing protein 85C-A. The record is from RefSeq and is a predicted model, not a curated record. Lineage: Eukaryota; Metazoa; Cnidaria; Anthozoa; Scleractinia; Pocilloporidae.